Messenger RNA from Thunnus maccoyii (southern bluefin tuna), 3876 nucleotides. It is a transcript of the gene ccpg1, whose product is annotated as cell cycle progression 1. Gene Ontology annotation, cellular component: membrane. NCBI's taxonomy places the organism in Eukaryota, Metazoa, Chordata, Actinopteri, Scombriformes, Scombridae. The coding region runs from base 477 to 3110 and encodes 877 amino acids. The transcript has 11 exons. The record is from RefSeq and is a predicted model, not a curated record.
AGCUGGUGGGGAGCUCGCGUGCUUUCUGACGAAUAACUCAACUUUUCAGCAUUAGUCACAUGUGUUUUUUUAAACUUCUGCAAACACGCGAACACCGCCCUGAACACAUGAAAGAGUUUGUGUACUUUUACUGCCGUUCUCAUGAAUAUUUCGGGCCAUCUGUUGUGCCACGCUUCCUUGUUUAUGUUUUUUUCAAAGCCGCAAGAUUUGUUUCCACACGGUUUGCUCCGCCCUCGCUGAGCCUGUUUGGCCACCGCGCUGACUUAUGGGAAAUAUAGUUUCAAGAGUUCGGUGAACGCAUUGCACCACUACUCCAGCUAGACCACAUUAAAACUACAUCUCCCAUCUACUGUCGGCUUUGCAAUGUUGUUAACGGAUAACCUGGGCCGGGGCAUACUGCAAUAACUCUGCAAAACAGCUUCCUCAUCGUUGGGAACUAAACACAGAUCCCUGAGUAUUGACGACAACUGACAGAAAUGUCAGAGACGUCGAGUGAUGCAGAGUCGUCCUGUGGAUGGACUAUUAUUAGUAAUGAGGGUUCAGAUAUUGAGACGUUGGGAUUGGAGGCUGCGGUGGAAUAUGGAGUCGACCUCUUAGAGCGCCCCCCGGUGGUGGAAGCAGAACUGCAGGACGCACCAGCUGCUGCAUCUGCUACUGGGGGUGUUGAAGAGAGGGUUGGCGAUGCACUUGAUGACACUCUGGGAGAACAAACCAUAGAUGAGACACUGUACGCCUCAAAGGCGGGAGACAAGGCUGCAGAGAAAGAGCAUGUGACUCUGUUGUCCUCCAGUGAUCACUCCGACAUCGUGACUCUAGGAGACUUGAAGGAGGACGAGCACGCAGAGGCGGAGGAGGUGGUGGCAGCGGCCCACGAGGAAUUCUACCUCGGCACUUCCUGUAGCAGCCAGUACGCCUUCACUGCUGCAGAGACUGGUUUGAUGUUGAGUCACUGGAAACUUCCACAGAGUCUCAUGAAGUUAGGCUACCAUCUGAGAAGUCAGCUCACUGGAGGCCGCUCUUUUCCAGUAUUUCCAGGACAGAAGCCUGCAGCCACAAACUCGAGCAGCAGUGAGGACGAGGCGGGACGAAGUUCCAGCACUGUUGUACGAAGACGAAGGCUGAGGAGGAAUACGGCGAGUGUCGUGACAGAGCCUGAGGAGGAGGAGGAGGAGGCACCGGAGUCUGGUCCAAGUGAGGAUGAGGAAGACGAGGUCAAAGAAGAGAAGGAGCAGGAGGAGCAGGGUGAGGUCAUACCAGCUGCUCCGGACGUCCGAGUGCGAGGCCAUGGCAGCAGCAUCCUCAACAAAUGUAUCCUGCUUGCCCUCAUCAUCGCCAUCAGCAUGGGCUUCGGUCACUUCUAUGGUUACAUUUUCUCACUUACAGGCACCGUCCAAAUUCAAGAGAGGCAGAAAACUGUGGAGAAAGUCAAAGUGAACGAGCUCGAUGGUGUGAGGCAUCUGCUUCAAAAGCACGUCCAGAGGAGAGACCUGGGCCUUGACGACCUGGAUGAGCAAAACGUUAUUUCACUGCUCACAGACGUAAUCGAGAAGAUCAAGAAAGAGAACGAGGAGCUCAACAUCAAACAGUCGCACAUUCAGGCCAAGAGAGACGACCUGGAAAUGUUAUUGAAACGGAAAGCUGAGGAGAGGACUAAAAUUGUGUCUCAGCAGCAGAGGCUGACAGCGGAGAACCAGCAGUUAAAGAGCUCCCUGGAACGAGAGGAGAAAUCUCUGUCCACCCUGCAGGAGGAGCUGACAAACCUGCGCUCUCAGAUAAGAGAUCUGGAGACUGUGGGAUCUUGUGGGGACACGUGGGUUUUCUCGCUGUCAGAAAACCAAAGGCUGCGAGACGAGCUGGAGCACAAGAAGCAGCAGAUACGAAGCUUUCACGGCCAGCGGGAAGACAUGAUGGCCGAAGCGCAGACACUGAGGAAGAAUCUUGACAUGGAGAGGAAGGUCACAGACGAGCUGAGGAGGGACUUGAACAGGCUGAGAAGUCGCAUCACUGGAGCUGCAAGGGGAGCCGGUUCAGAGGCAGAAGAGUUACAGUCACGUCUGAUGGAGCUGGAGAAGAGGCUCAGCUUUGAGCAGCAGCGCUCUGACCUUUGGGAGAGGCUGUAUGUGGAAACCAAAGAAGAAAGAGCCAAAGGAGACACAGAGUCCAAAGUGAAAAAACCGAAAGAGGGCAUGUCGGGGAAAGUGAAGGACACAUUUGACGCUGUGAAGAACUCCACCAAGGAGUUUGUCCAUCACCACAAAGAACAAAUUAAAAAAGCAAAAGAAGCUGUGAAGGAGAACCUUAGGAAGUUCUCAGAUUCUGUCAAAUCAACUUUCCGCCACUUCAAGGACUCGGCCUCGACCUUCAUCAACAAGGCCAGAGGGUUUUAUAAUAAGAAAUGUGAUGAGAAGAAUACAAAAGAGUCCUGGCAGCACAGGUACCACAAGCCUCAUCACAGACACUCGCACAAAUCUGACGACUCCUUCUACAGCAGCCACAACACUCGGAAAUCAGGGGAUAAAGUUAAUAAAGAUCGAGGCCAAAACGCCCACAAACCCAACCUGAAAGGAUGCUCUGGGGUUUUUGACUGCGCCUACCAGGAGUCCAUGAGUCUCUUCAACAAAGCCAUGGAGCCGAUAAGAGCGGACGAGUUUCACCAGCUGCUCCAGAGCUACCUGCAGCAGGAGGUCGACCACUUCCACCACUGGAAAGAGCUGGAGAUGUUCAUCAACAACUUCUUCCACAACGGUGUGUUCAUCCACGACCAGAUGCUGUUUACAGACUUCGUCAACGGUGUGGAAGACUAUCUGACGGACAUGCACGAGUAUCACGGCCUUGAUGACAACCUGUUUGGAGAUCUUGACGACUACGUCUACCGGCAUUUCUUUGGAGACGCUUACACAAAAAUCUAUGGCCCGAGUGGGCCGUUUGAAAGACCUGACUCAGACUCAAAGGAGGAGUUGAGGACAAAGCAUCAACAACGUAAGCAGCAGAGAGCCAGAGCUCGACCGCACAGUGAACGCAAGUGGAGCAGAUCAGGAAGAAACGCAGACAGACACAUGGCUGAUGUCAAAAUAGAACUGGGUCCCAUGCCGUUUGAUCCUAAAUACUGAAAAUGUCUCUGCUGGUUUAAUGUUAUAGUUGCAAAUUCUAUUUUGGGUUGUAUUUAGGUUCAACGUGUCCUUGUUUUGUAAGUUUGCACAAUUUUAACUUUUUAAUGCUACUGAACGUCCUUGAGCUGUUUUGUGUUAAGUAAUCGUUAUCAGCUUAUCUCAUCUGCACAUUUGUAUGAGUCACAUUUCACACAUGUGAAAAUUGAACUUAGUUUUUAGCUUAUUAAUUAGUCAUCAAUUAAUAUUUCCUGCUGAAACUUGAUUAUCUUCAACAGCAGCACUUUUUAAAAAACAUACGCAUUAAAAAUGAGCAGAAAAUGUUAAUUGAUAUCCCAGCUGUUGUGAAAUGUUGCAAAAAAAACAAAAACAAAGCCAUGUCACAUUUUAUAUGUUUCUGUGUACAACUAUAUAGUUGUUUGAAUUUGCUGCUACAAGGAUAGGUUUGAGUGAUGUUUGUAAUUAGCUUUCAGAGUUAAAAUGCUGUUUAACAUUCCAGCUUCAGCUUGUUUUAACUGGACCGGGCAAAUUUACUUUACAGGUGUUGAAGAAAACAUGGCUGGAAAAACAAUUUCACACCAAAUUCAGUUGUGAUUGACAGAAAUGUUGGUGUUUUACAUUUGACACAUCUUUAAAAAUCACAAAAUUUGAGUUUGAAGUAUUUAUUUCAGUAGCAAUUCCACAUCAUAGAACAUUCUCACUAGGGAAACAUCUGCCGUUUGUUCCAGUGUUUGUCAGUGCCUUUCAUAAAUAAAGAUGCUUCCUCCAA